AGGAGGGAGCAGAGAGGCCAGUGUGCGGCAGCGCGAGCGCCCAUCCAGCCCUGAUGAUGACCAUGCGGACGGAGCUGUAGGGAGCGCGCGGUCGGUGCUUCUGCGGGGUGUGUGUGUGUGUGUGUUUUUUCGCCGUUGAGCAUCGGCAGUGAGGCGGGCACGAGGCGCUCAGGUGCUGCUACAGCGCGCGGCCGAACACACGAGAAGAGGAUGGAGUUCAAGCAGCUGGUGGACACGGCGGAGAAAUGGUGCUCGGGCAACCCGUUCGACCUGAUCUUCGCCGAGGAGGUGGACGAGAGGCGCCUGGACUUUUACGCCGAGCCCGGCAUCUCAUUCUACGUGCUGUGCCCCGACGGCAUGACAGGAGGAGGCGACAAUUUUCACGUGUGGAGUGAGAGCGAGGAUUGUCUGCCAUUCCUGCAGCUGGCCCAGGACUACAUCUCCUCCUGUGGCAACAAAACCUUGCUGGAGGUCCUUGAAAAAGUCUUCAGAUCCUUCAGACCUCUCCUGGGUCUUCCAGACAUUGAUGAUGACACAUAUGAGCAGUACCAUGCAGAUGUGGAGGAGGAAGCAGAGACAGACCACCAGCAGAUGGGCGUUAGCCAGCAAUAAUGCCCAGCGAGGCGGCUCGGCUGUGGGCCCACAAUAACGCCCGGUGAAGGGGGCCUUUCUGUGGGCUGGAGUCCAGUGUUUCUUCCCUCUCUUUUUGCUUAUUCCAUGCCAUUCUCACAUCUCUGCUCUUUUAUGAAACACACUAUCCUUCUCUCUAUCUCUCCCACACAAACAAGCGCCUGUUGAACUGCACCAUUAUGCCCUUUAAUAUGUAGAUGGCUAUGUCUCCCAAAACGAGCACUGUCGGCACACUUCACAUCUGUCUUGUUUUCAACAGCAAGGCAUAUAAUCCAUAUUAUGCACAUUAUGCAUUAACUCAUGCAUCAAGUGAGAAUACGCAGACAUCAGUCCAACACAACCCACAAUUUCCCCAAAUUUGUUUAGUUUCUGAUUAUGUGGGCUCAUUAAACAACAUUAAACUGGCCAAAUGGCCAAGAUCACUACUUUUUAAUUGAGCCACCUAAGAGUAAUGAAUAGAGAUUGUCUUUAUGAAUGUAUAGACUUAGGAAGUCCUGAUUGAUUGCUGGUAAAUAGGUGUUUGUAAUGCCUGAGGCCAAUCAGUGGUUACAAAGGUCAGAAGAUAUUUAUCGAAACUGUUGGACUACUGAUCUAAGGUUGAGCCUUUGUACUCCUAGUGAACCUCGUCAUAUGGACUGAAUGGGAAAAGCUGACUCUAGAUCAGUCGUCUUAGCUUGAGACACUCAACACAUAAUAGCCCCAAAGCAGAGACAAUGUGAUUAGAUUUUUAGAGUGGAUAGAGGUGCUUGCUGUAACUGUGGAUACUCCUCUUAUGGUCUUGACUAGUCUUUGUAUUAAAAUACACUGAAUUGCCAGUAUAUUAGGCCCUAUGGUCCCUUUCUGUUGAUGAAUGGGGUUGAGGGGGGCUGAUAAAUGCAACAGGUGGGCUAUAGUGGGCUACAGUCUGUAACUGUAAACCUACAAAGUCCACCUAUAUGAUAGGUGUUUCUGAUAAAAUGGCCAGUGAGUGGCCAUGCACGAUAUGCAACACAAAAGUUAAUUUUUGGGCAAGUUGGAAAGGAGGAAAAAAAAACCCAGCCCACAUUUAAAAAUACUAUCAAAAAUGAUGAGUACAGUGAUUUUUAUUAAACGUUUUCACACUGGGCUGCACUAAAUCCAGUUAAACUGGACAAAUUCUCUUUGUGUUCUCUUUGUAAUAAAACAGUACUGACAAUAUUUACGAUAUGCUCAGAAAAGCAUAUUGUGACGUAAUUUAUCACAAUAGUGAUAAAUAUCGUAAAAAUGCCCACCCUGUAGGUUACAAGGUAUACUAAGAAAUAUACCUAAUAAACUGGCAACUCUGUACACUUUUUGGGCGUGUUUUUGCGCUUCUGCUGGAGUUUUUAAAGCCGUAGCGACUUCUUUUCUUCUUCCAUGCUGCUCUGCUCACAGUUUAGCCAGGCAAAAAAGCUUGAAUUUGUACUUUAAAGGCCCAGUCACACUGGCAUUUGCGACCAGUAUUUUGUGAUUAAAAUGACUUUUCAGUAUGAUUUGCAUACACAGUGAGAAUUUCGAGGCGAAUAAAUGUCCCGUGUGAAAUUUUGACUCAAGGUCAGGUUUGAGGAGCUUUGAAUUUGAGUCAUUGCACUGCAGUUUUGAGGUCUGAAGGCGGUGCCCUUCGCAGUGAAUAACCAAAAUGGAGGAAAUCCUCAUUUAACCAGAGUCUAAGGCUGGGUGUGCACCACACGAUUUUUUUGGCUGAUUUCAUCCCCGAUUUGCCCCUUGUGAUGAAUUUUACAAUCUGAUGUGAUUUUCCAGGUCGGGAGCUCUAUCGGAAACGAACAAUGGCGCGGAUGAUCUGGUAGCGUGAGCGGAGAAACGAGUGAAUCUUUAGCCCUCCGAUCGAACUCUGAAGUGAUCGGAGGCCCUCUGAUGUUUGAUAAUGAGUCAAGUGAUUCAAAAAACAGCCAAUCAGUGAGUUAGAAGAGCAGAGAAACAGGCAAAGAGCAUACACAUUGCCUGAAGAGCGGAGAACUGAGAUAGAGGAGCUGUGCGUAAAACACAGGCAAAUAAGAGCCGUUAUCAUGUUUAUAAUGUUGGAUCCAGACGUCGAAGCACUCUUUUUACGAUUUGAAGUCAGCUGCCAGUUUGUAGUGAGACAGUUCGCCAGCUCAUAGUGUGAUAUCAGCGUUUCUCAGCCCCAUAUUAAUCCCCAGUUUGCCCUUUCACUGCGCAUAAAAGUACAGACAGGUCUGGUCCAGUACAUUAAGCUUUAUUUGCAUCGUGUGAUCUCUGAGGACAUCUGGGAGUCUGUGUUCUUAUUCAUAGCCCAGACUCGUUAUGUGUGUUAUACUCUCUCGUUGCCUUGUUGUCUAGUGUGAGUGGCCUCAUGACCAAAACACAAGGAAUUCUGUGACAGAUGGACGUUAAGUUUUUGACGCUCUCCGUUUUAGAAAUCUGUUAGGAUUUGAAAAGUUGUGCAGUGUACACCCAGCCUAAGCGUGACUUUUGAAACAUUUCCUCCCUGCUGGCUAUAAAUAAACACACAAAAGAGCGACGGCAUGAUACGCCAUGCUUUUUGUGAUUUUACUGUUUAUGGUAGGUGAGUUAGCUACUUGGCUAACCACAGCUCCACACAAGUCAGUCUACUGUUGACAACCCUGCUCAUUAUCUGCAUAGUAUUUGCUACAGAUUAGUGUGUGACACUAUACUGUCGCAAGUAUAUCCGUAUCUGAUAGAAUUAUGUUCACAUUUGUGUUUUGAUGCAGUUAGCUUGACCGCACCAAAACUGCACCAAAAUGGAGGAUUUUUUCACGGCCAAUCUUCCGGACCAGCCUCGGACACGGCCGUUUUGCAAGGUGAUGCAAACUGCAAAUGUCUAGUAUGACUGUGGCUUAAGAAUGAUACUCAUUUUCUUUCUGCUGUUGAUUUAAAUGCAUGCAGCACAAUAAGCAUGCUAGUAGUUCAGUACCCUCCAGUGAUCUGAGGCUGUAUUUUCAAGCCAGGGGCUAUUGUUUAGGGAUCACUUCUUAUGCGACAGCAUACACGAUCAGCGCUGACUGAGGAGAAUCUGAUCUUAGAUCAGCACUCCGUUUGCACUUCUUGACCACAGUCACUGGGCCUGGUCUGACUAGACCUUUUCAGUGUAAUCACCGGCCUCACCCCAUUCGACCUGGAACACGUUCAGAACGUUCCUGGAAAGUCGCCUCAGCACUGGUCAAUGCAAGAUUAACAGGAACGUCACAUUUUGUUCGUGGACACCUUGCUUACAUGGCUGUGGGAAGGGAAGUCGGUAUGAUCCUGCUGACCUCAGUGUGUUCAGUGCCCGCCUAAUGCUGCCUCCAUUUACCCCACCAUAACCCACAACCCACCCUCCACAGGUACACUCACUGCUUCCAUAUCGUCUUCCUCGCCAUGCUCAGUGUGCUGCCAGCAUAGAGAUAAAUUGGUCCACAUGUACUGAAGUCUGUUGUGAGGUCAGUCAGAGCUGCUCUUCUUUAAUCAUAUUUAUUUGAUUGUCCAGCUUUAUGUACUUCGUUCUGGAUUGCUGUAAGCUUUUGCAGUUUACUUUUUAAUUCCAACACCUCCUGUUAAUACUAUGCCACUUUUUAAUGAGUUUUGCCUAAAGAUGUAAGAUUUUAUAGUUUAACUACUCAUGCUUUGUUAUGUGUUUUGUUUUGUCCUCCAGUUUGUGUACGGUCCUAAAUUAUUAAACCAUGUGGAGGUGAUGAUCUUC
Molecule: messenger RNA, 4306 nt
Organism: Colossoma macropomum (tambaqui)
Lineage: Eukaryota; Metazoa; Chordata; Actinopteri; Characiformes; Serrasalmidae
Gene: mturn
Product: maturin, neural progenitor differentiation regulator homolog (Xenopus)
Exons: 3
Coding region: 211-612 (133 amino acids)
Biological process (GO): regulation of signaling; positive regulation of megakaryocyte differentiation
Cellular component (GO): cytoplasm
Source: RefSeq, a predicted model, not a curated record